This is a messenger RNA of Empidonax traillii (willow flycatcher), 4111 nucleotides long. It is a transcript of the gene ZDHHC8, whose product is annotated as zinc finger DHHC-type containing 8. Gene Ontology annotation, biological process: protein palmitoylation. The record is from RefSeq and is a predicted model, not a curated record. The coding region runs from base 1708 to 3837 and encodes 709 amino acids. Lineage: Eukaryota; Metazoa; Chordata; Aves; Passeriformes; Tyrannidae. The transcript is spliced from 13 exons. Gene Ontology annotation, molecular function: palmitoyltransferase activity.
CCGUGGCAGCAGGUCCUAGCAGUUUAGGCUAAAACUGAACAGCUUUUCUUCCCAGGGCUUCGGAGCUCACGUCGUUUUUACGAACUAGAGGAGUUCUGAACUCCUCAGAUGCUUGGUAGGGAGGCUGUCCCUCUUGGAGAGUGGCAGUCACUCUGGAACAGUUAAUUAAUUAUGUUGUACAAGCUUGAGGGACGCUCUCCUUGCCAGAAUGGGCAGAUUGGAUCAACAACCAACAUUUGCAGUGAGGAGACUUGACCGAUUUCAAGUUAGUGCUAGAGUAAGAAGAUAAACUAUAGUAAGCAAUAAAAUCAACACAAUUAAGUCUGAUAGAUGAAAUGAGUUUCGUUGUUGAACACUAAUACAAGGAUUGUGUUAGGGUAGUGAUGAAAUUUUAUAAUAGUUUCCAAAAUAAUUACGAAAACCAGACAAAACUUGCUAAACUGUAAGACUGAAUGAUGUUAACAUUGGAUAGCAAGACCUUUUUAUCUUCAUAAAGAGGCUUUUAACUUGGUCAGGUUCUGCAGUCUACUUGAGGAAAGUAUAUUUUUUAAAAAAUCAUGUUUUAGCACUGUCUUUUAAUGCUACCAUGAAUGAGUCUUAAAUCUGGAUCUGUAAUUAAGGUACUCGCUUCAUUCAAACAGAGUAAUUCCUUUGGUGUUUCGCACAUUCCCCUUCAAGUACAGCAGAUACCAAAAGUCUGUUAAUUAACAAAGGUGGUUGAAAGGUGAAAUAAAAUGCUCCUUAGUGUUUCUGGUUUGGAAAUAACAAGACAAAGCUAUUCUGAAGUAUUUAACAUUUGAAUGUAAAAGCCAAAUCUUUAUCCAUGAGUCACUGUAAAUUCUCUGAUCUGAUAAUGUCAAACUGUGUCUAAAUUGAUAGAAAUGACAUUUAAAAAUUCAAAAUAAACUUAAAUUUUCAUUUAAAGGAUUUGUUUGUUAUUUUAAGAACUCUUCCUGGGAAUUCAUCUUUAGUCUGCAGGGGCAAAGUGAUGAAGGCAGCAAAAUGGGUGAGUUGGAUUUCCCUGUCAAACACUGGACAGGAGAGGAGAGGCAACACCUGAAUUACCUAAUUUGUCUUAAUAUUAGAUAUUGAUGAUUUCUGCUUAACGUUAUUACCCUCUUCUUCCCCUCUCUCUUUAUGCAUGCUUAAAUGAUUGGAGGACAUUUCCGUUCCUGUUGAGAUUGAUUGAUCCAUGUUUACAGUUCAUGGAUUGGAGCCACCCUUGCAGGUCUGCAGUCUCAAAGAGCAAAGCUGUGAGACACCAGUGAGUGAAAUGAUUUCUCUGGAUAACAUUUGGCUGAAGGAUGUUGUAGUCCCCUAAAGUAAAAAGUUCUGGUCACUUUAGGAGCCACAGGUGUGCUGUUCUACACAUUAAAAAGCAGUCACCAGGUAUUCAUGGUGUCCCCCCAUCUUCACUGGUGACAGGGCUGUUGAGAGGACAGAACCUGGCCUGUCUUGUCAGGCAGUAACUCGGCUCCAAAACCGCAAUUAUCCUUUGACAGAAAGUGGUGCUAAAGUAACUCCUGGCCUGAGUGCUCCUGAAAUGGAUCUUCCAGCCUAGUUUUGCUCCAGAGGAACCCAGUUCCCUCCUUGGAGGUCACUCAGCAAUCCCAUCAAGCCUGGUGCCCCUGGUUGACAAAAGCCAUCUCCCCAGCCAUCCCAGUAUACAAUGGGCUCGUGUUCUUGUUUGUACUGGCAAACUUCAGCAUGGCAACCUUCAUGGACCCUGGAGUAUUCCCCCGAGCAGAUGAAGAUGAGGACAAGGACGACGACUUCCGAGCGCCGCUCUACAAGAACGUGGAGAUCAAAGGGAUCCAAGUACGGAUGAAGUGGUGUGCGACCUGCCACUUCUACCGCCCGCCCCGCUGCUCCCACUGCAGCGUCUGUGACAACUGCGUGGAGGACUUUGACCAUCACUGCCCAUGGGUCAACAACUGCAUAGGACGGAGGAACUACCGCUAUUUUUUCCUCUUCUUGCUGUCCCUGAGCACUCACAUGGUGGGAGUGUUCACCUUUGGGCUCAUCUUCGUGCUGAACCACCUGGAAAGGCUGGGAGCAGCCCACACCACCAUCACGAUGGCUGUCAUGUGUGUGGCUGGGCUGUUCUUCAUUCCAGUCAUUGGCCUCACUGGCUUCCACAUCGUUCUGGUGGCCCGAGGGCGCACAACCAAUGAGCAGGUGACCGGUAAAUUCCGCGGGGGAGUGAAUCCCUUCACGCGGGGAUGCUGUGGGAACGUGGAACACGUGCUCUGCAGCCCCCUGGCUCCCAGGUACGUGGUGGAGCCCAAGAAGAAGCAGGCUGUGAGUGUGAAGCCUCCUUUCCUCAGGCCUGAGUUAUCUGAGCGACAGAUCACAGUGAAGAUCAGCGACAACGGGAUCCAGGCCAACCUCAACAGGAGCAAGUCUAAAAUUAGCCUGGAAGGUCUGGAGGAUAAAAGUAUGGAGGGCCAACCACCUCUCCCACCCAAAGGAGAUCCAAGCAAGUACUCGGAGCUGAAAGGGCAGCUGGGUGCCAGUGAAGAAGGUGGCCUUUCACCCAAACUGAUCAGCCCCCCCACUCCUGCCAUGUACAAGUAUCGACCAGCUUUCAGCAACAACCCCAAAGUUCACUACCACGCCACGGCCGAGCAGAUCACCCUGCAGGAGGGACACAGCCAAGGGGCUUUGAUAGAAGAGGAUGGCAGGAGCCUUGAUUACCAGUCCGAACCCAGCUUGGACAUCCCCAGCUACCGGAAGAGCUCCCUGCACAAGACCUAUCAGUCUUCCCCACUGCAGAUAGAUUCCUUUGCCAUCAAUUCACGAUCCCUCAGCCUGAAAUCCGCUGGCAGGAGAGGGACAGACAAAGUGCCCCUCCAUCCCAUAAAGUCUGAAGGGGCGGCCUCCACCCCUUACAAAAGCAUCUUUUCUCCCAAUUCCCUGUCCAACAGGAACGGGAGCCUCUCCUAUGACAGUUUGCUGAACCCCAUGUCGCCCUCGGGGAGGAAGUGCGUGGCCCACUCCGCAGUGAGCUCUGUGGGGUACCACUCCCCGUACCUGUCAGCCAAAAUGUGCCACCUGCGGGGCAGCGAGCUGCAGCGCCCGCCGCCCCAGAGCUUCAGCCCCGUGCUGGGGGCGCCCGCCCCGCACCAGCGGGACCCGUCCCCGGUGCGCUACGAUAACCUCUCCAAGACCAUCAUGGCCUCCAUCCAGGAGAGGAAGGAGAUGGAAGAGAGGGAGAAGCUCCUGCACUCGCACCCCGACUCGGUGUUUGCAGACUCGGGGGUCUACGACACGCCCAGCUCGUACAGCCUGCAGCAGGUCAGCACGCUCUCCGAGGACCCGCGCGUGGCCAUCAGAUACGGCUCCAGGGACAACCUGAUGGCUGCCACCAGCUUUAGCACAAGGAACCCUAUGCUGCAGUCCUCGGUGUCUUCGCUCUCAAGUGCAAUGACGAGAGCACCAAGGACUUCCACAACCUCUCUGCAAGCUGAUUUAGCCAAUAAUAACGUGCAGUCCCAUCAGGCGCUGCAGGGCAGGGUGAGCAAUGGCUCCUACAAAUCCCCGGGCCACCAGGUCCCGUCGUCCCCCACAGGGAUGCCCAGGUCGCCCUCCUACGGAGGCCCGAAGGCUGUCUCGUUUGUAAACACUGUGGAAAUCACAGAGGUGCAAGCAGUGGGAGCACAGAGGGAUGACGUGCAGCUGAAGACACCUCACAGUAAAAUCAAUGGACAGCCAAAAGGAAUAGUCAGGUUGGGCUCAACGUCGAGUUCCCAGGGGACGCCUGUCAGCCCUGCCAGACACUCAAAUGUUAAGAAGGUGUCUGGAGUUGGUGGAACAACCUAUGAAAUUUCAGUGUAAAAUAAAAUUAGUUAAAAACAAAGAGCCAUCCACUCAGCCAGCCAUGAAGCAAGGAGCACUGUGAAGACUCAAACACCAACAAAGAAGGAGCAGCAGCGGCCGGCCACUCUCCUUUUCUUGUUUUGGGUUUGUUCUGUUUUCAUCUUUUCUCUUUUGGCCAAAAACCAGCUGCAGCCUUAUUCUUGAGGGAAUAAAAUUGUACAGUCUAUCAGACUCUUCCUGAAGAGGGAAGGGAACUGGCGGGAACUGGCUACGACCUCACACCCCAGCCCUG